GAAUCCGUUGCGGCCUAGCACUCCCGGUGCUGUAUCCGGUACUCCGGGUGUCAUUUCCGGUAUUCCGGGUGUUGUUUCCGGUAUUCCGGGUGUUGUUUCCGGUGUUGGGGGUGUUGUUUCCGGUAUUCCGGGUGUUGUUUCCGGUAUUCCGGGUGUUGUUUCCGGUUUUGGGGGUGUUGUUUCCGGUAUUCCGGGUGUUGUUUCCGGUGUUGGGGGUGUUGUUUCCGGUAUUCCCGGUGUCGGGUCCCAUGUCGGACACGUGGAGCUCCAUCCAGGCCCAUAAGAAGCAGUUGGAUUCGCUGCGGGAGAGGCUGCAGAGGAGGAGGAAGCAGGAGCAGAGCGGUGAGGAAUGGGGCCAGCCUCUGACGUCAGCGCUGACGUCACCGCGGCCCCGCCCCCCCUCCGAUGACGUCACCGCCGCUGACCCCGCCCUCGAGCGCCGGCUCCUCCUCCUGCUCUCUGACCCCCCCGUGACCCUGCCGGCUGAUGCUGAUGCCCUCUGCCGCGUCAUGGCCGCCGAUGACGUCAUCGCCCCGCGCCGCGCCGUCGAGAGCCUCCUGCAGAAGUUCGCGGCCCAGGAGCUGAUCGAGGUCCGGGGGGGGGGGGGGGCGGAGCAAGAGGGGGGAGGGGCUACAGGGGGAGGGGCCGCGGGGGGGGAGGGGCUGAAGAGGAGCAGGAAGAUGGCGUCGGAUGUGGACCUGGAGAUCGAGAGGCUGCUGAGCCAACAGUCAACAAGGGAGCAGCAGAGCAAGAAGGUGAGCCAGGAGAUCCUGGAGCUGCUCCACGCCAGCACCGCCAAGGAACAGUCCAUAGUGGACAAGUUCCGGUCUCGAGGCCGAGCCCAAGUGCAGGAAUUCUGUGACUAUGGAACCAAGGAGGAAUGUGUGAGAGCCAGCGGGGGGGAGAGAGCCUGCCGCAGGCUGCACUUCCGCCGCAUCAUCAACAAGCACACGGACGAGUCCCUUGGUGACUGCUCCUUCCUCAACACCUGCUUCCAUAUGGACACCUGCAAGUACGUCCACUAUGAGAUCGAUGCCGGCCCCACAGCUGCCCCACACUGCCCCAUAGCGCCGGCCCCACGGCAGCGCAGCCCUGCCCCCAAGGAGGGGGGCGAUGGGGGCGUCGAUCGGCUCUUCCCACCCCAGUGGAUCUGCUGUGACAUCCGGUACCUGGACGUCAGCAUCCUGGGCAAGUUCUCGGUGGUCAUGGCCGACCCCCCCUGGGACAUCCACAUGGAGCUGCCCUAUGGGACCCUGACCGACGACGAGAUGAGGAGACUGAACAUCCCAGUGCUGCAGGACGAGGGGUUCCUGUUCCUAUGGGUCACAGGCAGGGCCAUGGAGCUGGGCCGCGAAUGCCUCAACCUUUGGGGCUAUGAGAGGGUGGAUGAGAUCAUCUGGGUGAAGACCAACCAGUUGCAGAGGAUCAUCCGAACUGGGCGCACUGGGCACUGGCUUAACCAUGGCAAGGAGCAUUGCUUGGUGGGGGUUAAAGGCAACCCCCAAGGCUUCAACCGCGGCUUGGACUGUGACGUCAUCGUGGCCGAGGUGCGGUCCACGAGCCACAAGCCGGAUGAGAUCUAUGGGAUGAUCGAGAGGCUCUCGCCUGGAACCAGGAAGAUUGAGCUCUUUGGGAGGCCCCAUAAUGUCCAACCUAACUGGAUCACGCUAGGGAACCAGCUGGACGGGAUCCACCUGCUGGACCCGGAUGUGGUUGCUCAGUUCAAGCAGCUCUAUCCGGAUGGAGUCAUCUCCAAACCCAAAAACCUCUAAUUUCACCCCUCGUUUUGGGCUGAAAAACGACGAUUUUGGGGCCACAAUAAAGGACUAUGGGAAGGGAGGAGA
Melopsittacus undulatus (budgerigar) is the source of this 1844-nucleotide messenger RNA. It is a transcript of the gene METTL3, whose product is annotated as methyltransferase 3, N6-adenosine-methyltransferase complex catalytic subunit. Gene Ontology annotation, molecular function: mRNA (2'-O-methyladenosine-N6-)-methyltransferase activity; mRNA m(6)A methyltransferase activity. The transcript has 12 exons. The record is from RefSeq and is a predicted model, not a curated record. Lineage: Eukaryota; Metazoa; Chordata; Aves; Psittaciformes; Psittaculidae. Gene Ontology annotation, cellular component: nucleus; RNA N6-methyladenosine methyltransferase complex. Bases 249 to 1772 code for a protein of 507 amino acids.